AUGGGGGCAAUCGGAUCCGAGCCCGAACUGGGCCACAGAGACCUGACACCCGAGAUGGAGAUCGAAAAGCUUAGUCGACAGAGGCCCAAAGAGUUCCGAAACAUUUGGUCGGAGAUGGGGUUCUGUGUUUCAGUCUUGGGGUGUAUGCUGAUGGCGGAGCUGGAGAUCCCUGCAGGCUCUCAGACAUGGCCUUCGAGUGUAUUCUCUCUUGUGACAGGGGCAUUUCUAUUGCCCUUCGGCCGCAUCGGCGAUAUGUAUGGAGGCUACGCUCUCUUCAAUACUGGCAUGGUCUGGUUCCUCAUCUGGAACCUCGUUGCUGGCUUUAGCCAGAACUAUAUCAUGCUCAUAGUCUGUCGUGCACUUGCAGGACUCGGGCCAGCGGCCUAUCUCCCCGCGAGCAUUGCUCUUCUCGGCAAAAUCUACCGACCAGGACCGCGCAAGAAUCGCGUAUUUGCUCUGUACGGUGCCUUUGCGCCGCUUGGAUUCUUUUUCGGUAUCCUAUUUGGUGGCAUCACAGGCGAAUACCUGACCUGGCGAUGGUACUUUUACCUAGGAUCUAUUAUGCUGGGUAUUUUCUGUUUGGCGGGAGUCACUACCAUUCCGAAUGACUUUCAUCGCACACCACCAUCCGGCAUCCAGAUGGAUUGGCUGGGUGUGGCCACGAUCGUGCCUGGCCUCAUCCUCUUGGUAUACGCUAUUACCGACAGCUCUCAGGCUCCAAGCGGAUGGGCAAGUCCUCGCAUCAUUGUUACACUGAUUCUUGGUGUCGGAUUUCUUGCCGCGGCUGUGUACGUCGAAGGGUACGUUGCCGCAAAGCCGCUCUUGCCUGCUGAGCUGUUCCGUACAAAGGGUAUUAAGCCACUCGCGGUGGCACAAUUUGGUCUCUACGGCACCUUUGGCAUCUUUCUUCUCUACAGCAGCUUCUACCUUGAGCUUGUUGUCGGCAAGUCGCCACUGGUGACCGCUGUGUGGUUCCUACCGAUGAUUAUCGGCGGUCUAUUCAUUGGGACGGUGGGAGGUAUGGUCUUGCACCGUCUGCAUGGAACAGUGCUUCUGUGCCUUUCUGGUGUAGGGACUCUUGUAUGUGUCUUACUAUUUGCCCUGAUGCCUGCAGAUCCGAACUACUGGGCCUGGGUGAUGCCGUCCAUGAUUGCCGCAACGAUUGGUAUCGACAUUGCUUUCACAGUUAGCAAUGUCUUCAUCACAACGAACCUGCCAGGACAUCAGCAGGGGCUUGCAGGAGCUUUCAUCAAUAGCCUCUUAUUCUUAGGUGUAAGCUUCUUUCUCGGAUUUGGGGAAGUAGCAGUCUCACAUACCAGCCAUCUCAGCCGGCAGAAGAACUAUCAGGUUGCAUUCUGGUUCGCUGUCGGGUUGUCAGGUGUAUCGUGCCUCAUUCUGCCCUUUAUCAAAAUUGGGCAUGCCAAAAGUGAACUUACAGUAGAGGAGCGGGAGGGAUUAGAAAGGCCAUAG
Messenger RNA from Clonostachys byssicola, 1470 nucleotides. Lineage: Eukaryota; Fungi; Ascomycota; Sordariomycetes; Hypocreales; Bionectriaceae. The record is from the annotation of a GenBank genome assembly.